AUGGAACCCACAUACAUAGGAAGCUUGAUACUUUUGGUUUGUGUUUUCGGAGCAAUUCAGUUAUCAGAGGGAGGUCCACUAUGCGGUUCAUGUACACAUGUAUCCGACCCCAGACAUUGUGAUCACGUGACCAGAUGUGGAGAUCACGAGGAAUGCAUGACAUCACAAUAUGUUACUCUUAGUGGACAUGUGAUGUAUGACGUGGGCUGUAUAUCGUCGUUUCGAUGUAACAGUUUUGGAAAGCGUGGAAAUGUUGCUGAGUUAGACCUGAGAGAAAGGAGAAGUAAUGGACAAACUAUCUUUUGUCAAAACUGUUGUAACACCACUGCCUGUAAUACAAUGUCUGGUCUCUGUAACACAAAACCAUUAGACACAAACGGCUAUAUAUUAUGCUAUAAUUGUGACCAGAUGACGUCACCAUCCCAGUGUGACAAAAUAACUAGAUGUCCUGCCAGUCAGCAAUGCUAUAUUGGUCACAAGCAAAGUGGUUUGAGUGGUGCUAUCCUGUGGGAAAGUCGGUGUGGAAUCGGUAUUCAGGAAUGCCAGACUGGUUUAUCUGCUGCUGUUGCUGUCAUAGGAAAAAGAAUCUCGCCUUUAUGUGCACAAUGCUGUAACAGCAGCAAUUUUUGCAACGACCAGUGUUCUCAUUCCGCAACUAAACCGUCAUCUUCAUCAACGGUGACGUCAUCUACAACAACGUCGAUAACAACGACGACGUCAUCAACAACAACGGCAACGACAUCAACCUUAUCAUCAACAUCAACCCUUAAGCCCAGUAGACCGACGAUAACCAGUCUUUCACCUUCCCAGAACAUUUUACCGGGAGAGUCAGUAACCCUCCACUGUGCGGCGACAGGAAAUCCUCCGCCACAUUUGAACUGGGGUGUCACGCAUUUCGUUAUCAAUGGUAAAGCACCAAACAACACACGUAUCUCGGAUGAUGGACGUUCAAUUCACAUCGAUCACUUCCUACCUGAUAAUGCUGGACUGUAUAUCUGUACAGCUAGUAACAACGUUGGUACAACCAGUAAAGUCACAGUCAUCCAUGUAUCGAAGCCCGUGAUUGUCGCAGCCACUGCUAUACACCAUGCAAGUAUCGGAGACAAUGUUAUAAUAAAGUGUGGAGCGUCAGGUGAACCCAAACCCACAAUCUCCUGGGCGGUUCUGUCUUAUACUACUGCAGCAGAUAACCUGAGUUUGGUCGGUAACGAUUUACACAUCAAUGGGUUUACGUACGAAAACUACGGUACCUACAAGUGUACAGCAGAAAACAGCCAAGGCCAAGCCGAAAAGUUAUUUAAUAUAUCACCAUUCCGUGCGUGA
This is a messenger RNA of Ylistrum balloti, 1323 nucleotides long. Its product is annotated as hemicentin-2-like. The transcript is spliced from 12 exons. Gene Ontology annotation, molecular function: protein binding. NCBI's taxonomy places the organism in Eukaryota, Metazoa, Mollusca, Bivalvia, Pectinida, Pectinidae. Gene Ontology annotation, cellular component: plasma membrane. The record is from RefSeq and is a predicted model, not a curated record. Gene Ontology annotation, biological process: axon guidance; cell adhesion. The coding region runs from base 1 to 1323 and encodes 440 amino acids.